Messenger RNA from Gordionus sp. m RMFG-2023, 379 nucleotides. RefSeq lists its product as uncharacterized. Lineage: Eukaryota; Metazoa; Nematomorpha; Gordioida; Chordodea; Parachordodidae. Bases 42 to 371 code for a protein of 109 amino acids. The record is from RefSeq and is a predicted model, not a curated record. The transcript is spliced from 3 exons.
GCCAAACACUGGGCAACAGGAUAUCUACUUCCUUCUCUUAUAUGACGACAAAUCUUAUAAGAGAUUUGUCUGAAGUUUCUUAUGUAUGCACCACUGCUGAUUGUUGGAGUGGUCAUCGAAGGGCUUUUAUUGGACUUACUGCACAUUGGCUGGAUCCUUUAACCCUCAAGAGAAGGUCAGCCGCUUUGGCACUGAGGAGGAUAAUUGGGAGGCAAACAUAUGAUGUUUUGGCCAACGAAAUCAUGGGUAUCCACAAGUUCUAUAAAAUUCAUAAUAAGGUGGUGAAGAUGGUGACUGACAAUGGAACCAACUUUGUCAAGACAUUUAAAGUUUUUGGAGAAAAUGAAGAAGGUAUGAGGAUAUGGAAUUGAUAAAUUUG